AUGGCUAGCGAAGCGUGGAGACAUCGAGCAGAGAUGCACGCGCGAUCCAUCGGAUACCGUAUCCAAAUCAGUGUCCUCAUUGUCGUGAUGCUGCUGGGCCUCAAUGAGAGUCAAGGCACUGCGCAUUAUGGCGAAGACAGCGUGGGUUCGUUCCCCUACUUCGAGUACAACGUACCAAGGAAUGUCACCACAGUCGUGGGUCAGACCGCGUUCCUGCAUUGCAGGGUGGAACAGCUGGGCGAUAAGGCAGUAAUCAGACCGGACAAAUCAGAAAACUGGACGUUACAAAUUAAGUUUCCGCAAGAGCGGGACGGAGGCAUCUACGAAUGCCAGGUCAACACGGAGCCGAAGAUGUCUCUCGCGUUCCAACUGAAUGUAGUCGAAGCUAAGGCGCAUAUUCUGGGUCCAGCCGAUCUGUACGUCAAGACGGGCAGUUCCCUGGCGCUUACUUGCAUCCUGAGUCAAGGUCCACACGACCUUGGUACUAUAUUUUGGUACAAGGGAUCAAAUCUAAUAGAAUAUAAGGAAUUGGAAGCUAAUGAUAUCGUCGAGCAGCCGCGAAUUCGACUGAAAACGGAAUGGACUGAGCAACUCACAUCUAGGCUGACAGUCAACAAAUUGUUGCCAACUGACAGCGGCAACUACAGCUGCGUACCCACCAUGGCAGAGGCGGCUUCGGUAAACGUUCAUGUUAUCAAUGGGGAGCACCCGGCCGCAAUGCAACAUGGUAACGCGAAUACAGCGUCCCCCUGUGCGCUUUCAGUGAACCUUCUUAUAUCUUUAUAUUGUACCCUAGCUACGCUAUACACUAGCACAGUUGACGGGUUCAGAUGA
Molecule: messenger RNA, 834 nt
Organism: Leptosia nina
Lineage: Eukaryota; Metazoa; Arthropoda; Insecta; Lepidoptera; Pieridae
Source: the annotation of a GenBank genome assembly